Molecule: messenger RNA, 924 nt
Organism: Cuscuta campestris
Lineage: Eukaryota; Viridiplantae; Streptophyta; Magnoliopsida; Solanales; Convolvulaceae
Source: the annotation of a GenBank genome assembly
CUGAAUUAAAGGGGCAAAGAGGAAAGAAAUGGCUGCAGAAAGGAAAUCUUAUUGGCGUAACUAACCUGAGAAGAAAAGAGGAAAGCUUUCCUUAUUUGUUGUUAAAUUAUUACUUGUGGAAGAAGAAGCCAUCAAAUGGGCGAAGAGAACUCCUCGAAUUCUUCUUCCAAUGUUUCAGCCAACAAUGGCAGCUGCGAGUCGCAAGUCACAUUGAAUGUGUAUGAUCUCACCCCCAUCAAUCACUACACCGUUUGGUUCGGAUUGGGCAUCUUUCAUUCUGGCAUUGAAGUUCAUGGAAGGGAAUAUGGUUUUGGGGCACAUGACUUCCCCUUUAGCGGAGUGUUUGAAGUAGAACCUAAGAGCUGUCCCGGUUUUAUAUUCAGAUGUUCAAUCCCAAUGGGUCGUAUCAAUAUGCCUUUGUCAGAAUUCAGAACUUUCAUAGAGAGUAUGGCUUCUGAGUAUCACGGAGACACGUAUCACCUCAUUUCCAAGAAUUGCAACCAUUUCACAGAUGAUAUAUCUCACAGGUUGACAGGGAAAAGGAUUCCUGGAUGGGUGAAUCGGCUCGCCAGCCUUGGUUCUUUGUGCAAUUGUCUUCUUCCUGAAAGCCUUCAAGUAACAACCGUUAAACAGCUCCCGGAGUACCACAUAUACGCAGACGAAGAUGGGAGCGGCUCUGUAUCUAGUGCAACACCCCAAGAACAAGAGAGCGAAGAUGGAGACCAAGACAAGCAGCUGUUGUCGCCUGCCCGUGGUGGCAGUGGUGUGGCUUUUGUAAGGGAGGUCCCACGGUGACAUUUGGGCAAAAAAUCUAAACUUGUCGAAAGAAAACAUUUUCUUUGUACAGUUUGAGUCUGCUUAGGCGUGUGUGUGUGUGUGUAUAUAUAUUUAUCCUCCGUAUGAGGAAACGAAUAGUAUUCCUUU